GAUGGCUACAUAUAUUCUGUUUCGUAUAUCCAACUGCUCUAUGACUAAACCAUCGUAAAGAAUUUUUGGAGCUAAGUACUUCCAAAGUCACUUAUAAUCCUGGUUAAACAAAUACUGUGAUGCACGUUACAAGAAAAUGUAAUGAAAACAAAUCUUUCUUUUCGUAUAACAUUGGCGAUUUAACAUAUUUUGUUUAAUCCGCCGGAGGGGACGUAACACAUUUUUUCUAAUCACACCGGGGUAUGACUGACGCAGGCUUCUUCAAGGGUACAAGUGCUGAGCAAGAUGCCAGGUUCGCUGACAAAAAGAAAAAGUUAAUGAAAACUAUGAAAUUUGGCGAAAACUUGGCUCAAAAGGUUGACAUGUCCAAAAUUAAUUUGGAGUCUAUAAGACCAUGGAUUGUUAAACGCAUAACAGAGCUUCUAAACUUUGAGGAUGAGGUCGUCUGUGACUACAUUUUCAACCAGCUGGAGGAGCGCGUGAGUUUGCCCACUUUUUUGUUGUUGACACUGGAUUUCUCACAGAAGCGACUUCAGUUUUGGUUAGGGCUAGAUAAGGGUCUAAACAUUAUCAUGACUUACUGCUGUUCGAUAAAUGUCUUUGUCUGAUGACUCUGGGCCAUUGAAAACUUAAGUAACCAUUAAUGGUUACUUAAAUAAUCAAUUUUGUGUUUGCCUUAAACAACCUAUCACCUACGUAGUCCUUUAGUGAAAGUUCAGAGUUUCUCCUCGACGCCUACUUCUAGUCGAGGUUUUCUCGUCCAAAAGCUGAAAAUGUAGGCUAUUUUACUCAAAACACCUACUUGCCUGGAGCUUAAUUUCACCAUAAUAUUGCUCAAUUCAUAUUUCGUGCGUAAAAGCUGCCUACAAACAAGUUGCAAAAAAGUAGUGGGAUGUCUUACUGUCUCCUCGAAACAUCCUAGUUUGGGGUGUGUCUAUUUAUGAAAUUAGUUUUGUUACCUGUUGAAGUUCAAGCAUGCACUAAUAGUCAUGAUGUGUAUGGCUGUCCGAAACGUGAGAACGGCACAGAUGUUCAUCGACCUCGUUACCAUACCGAAUCAACUGACUGAUGCGAUUAGUGCUUCUUGUAUACACAUUCUGAAUUAGGGCAGUUAAUUAUCGUCUCUUAAACUGUAAACGUUGAACCGCGUUGUUUGUCAUGCCUCAUUCUGUUCUAAAGGCAUAGGUAAAUCAGUUGGCUUUCUUCAAUGCUGGCAUUUUUCUGAAUCACUAAAGUUAGCAUUUGUGGGAGCUAAAUAUUAAUAAGGAAAAAUUUCAUAACUAAUUGGUGAUUUACUAUACGUCGAAACCACGGGAAAUUUGCAUUAAGUGAAAAGUAUCUAGAAUUUUGCUUUCUUUAUCCAUUGUUUGUACGUUAUCGUGUCAUCUCCCAAUCAGUUUUUAGUAUUUUGAUUUCUUAUAUAAAUGCAGCGUGUUCGGGGUUUAAAAUGCUAUUACAUUUAUAUCGAUGUAUGCCAUGGAACAUUACGUCUAUAGUUUCCAAUUGAUACUUUUAUUCUACACUACCGAAAUAAAAAUCGUGGCUGUCCAGUCGUUUAGAUGCUUAUAUCUACAGAAAAGCUGAUUUGAGAGCAGCUAUUCUUUUUACAGGGGCUUAGCAUUUUGUACUAACUUCACUUUUUCCAACAUAUGAAAUUAGGUUUCUACAUAUUUUAGUCAACCACCAUAAGUAUUUUAGCGUGUCAGUUGAAAAAUAGUGAAUAGAUUUUAACGUAGUUGGGAUUUAUUAACUUACGAAAUAUAAACCAGUUAGUACCUUAUUAUUCCAUUUUUAAAUUAACUUAUAAUAAUGAUCAUUUUUCCAAUUUUAAAGUUGGUUUCGAUUAAAUUUUCAGGUCUUUUGGGAUGCACAUCGACAAACAAUGGUGGAACUCAGGUCUCCUGCGACGCACUGAGUGCGCUGCCGGUACACAUUUGAGCUUGUCUGAAAAUCUAUUAAUUUAAUAAUUAAUUCUCAUUGUCAGUUAAUUGGGUAUUCGCUUCCCCAACUUAUGUGUUAUUUUCUGUUCCUUCUAGCAUCCAGACCCAAAGGAAAUCCAGAUUAAUAUAACGGGAUUUCUAAACAGCAAAAAUGCGAGGGUGUUUUUAUCCGAACUGUGGGAUUUAUUGUUAUCUGCCAUGCAGACACCAGAUGGCGUUCCUGCAGCUUUUCUGGAAGCCAAGAAAGAAGAGAUCGCAAAGCGUCAGGAGGAUGAAAAGUUUGUUCUCGAAAUGAGAAGGAGGGAAAACGAGUUAAUUCAGAAGGGAACUAGUCGAACGUCCAACCUGAGUUCUGAACAAAUGCAUAAUCAGAAGCGCGUUUCGUCCGUCAAAAGCAAUGGAGUAGCAGAAUCUGAAGAGCCGGAAACUUUUACCAAUCGCAAUCGUUCCACUUCACGAACAGCAUCACCAGCCCCUCAACCACCUACAACUACCAUAGAAAGUCGUGAAAAACUCGAUGGAGCAACUAGUCGAACUGCUCAUAGAGAUGAAACGAGUUCGUCGCGUUCCCCUGAACAACACCGUCGCCGUCGUCAUCAUCGCCAUUCUCCUGAGAGAUGUCCGGUCGACACGAAACGUCGUAGAUCACGUUCACGCUCUCGUCACCGUCGUCAGCGUUCAAAAUCUCUCUCCAAACUGGUACAAAAGCCGAAAUCACCUGUCACUGACUGGAGAAAAGACUUGAUGGCCGGUAGACGUCGCAGUCCACCGGAAAUGCCUGAGAGUAGUUUUUAUGGAAAUGAAAAACGUUCAAAAGGCCAUAAGCAUUCCAAAAAACAUGAUAAACAAAGACAUGACAACAGUCAUUCACACAAAUCUCACAAAAGGUCUCCAUCUCACAACUCUGACUACUAUCGAUCGCGCAAACAUACUCAUAAUUCUGGAUCCCGACAUCAUAACAUAGUCGAAGUCAACGAAAGAGAUCAAAGACCAAGUUAUUUGGAACAAUCAAGAAAAGAUAGUUUUGCUGGAAACUACAGAAAAUAUGAAGGUCCUGACCUACCUUUUCAUUAUGAUCAUCGUUCGUCUAGUAGAUACAGACAAGAUGCUGAAUCACACGGUCGCAACGCAAGCCCAGAACCAAGCCGCACGCGCGAUAGAGAAUCUGAUUGGCAUCUCAGAGAUCAUGACCACCGACAUAGUCACCAUUCUGGUUAUAUAAAAAGAAGAGAAACCUCAUCUGGACACGGAAAUUUAUCCUUGGAAAGACGUCAGUAUCAUCGUUUACCGAGUCCUGAAGGACCAUCAUUGCCCCUAAAUAUUUCUAAAAGACCUUCAGAUUCCAGGAUAAUCGAAGGAGUCCCAAGUAAGCGCACAAAACGUGAGGCAUCUGCUUCGUCAAGCAGCUCAUCAACCAGCAGCAGCUCUAGUAGUAGCGGUAGUAGUAGUAGCAGUAGUAGUGGAAGCUCCAGUAGCAAUGAAAGCGAGAGCGAAGAAAAUGAAGAAGAAUCCAAAAAGACACAAAUUGAAAUCCUGAAGAAGGAACCCACCCCUGAAGGUCCUGCUCUCCCUCCAGAGUCGGAGGUAUCCCAACCCGAAGGUCCUGCUCUUCCCCCAGCUGUUGAACUCGCCGUAGAGUGGUCGGAAAACCCAGCCCAUUCUGGAUCAACAUCCCCAAGUUCAACAACUUCAGGAUCUUCUAGUGGCGACGAACACAGUGAGGAAUCGGGAUCAAGUGAUAGUGACAGUGGCAGCAGUAGUGGCACCGGUAGUAGCAGUAGCAGUGAAAGUGAAAAUGAAGCCAAAACAGAACUUCACAAAUCUGAAAGAAACGGAAAACACCCUAACAAUCUUGGAAAUCAUAUGUCUCCUGAAGGUCCUGAAUUACCUCCUACCUCUCGUUCUAGUUCACAUAAGAGGAAUGACUCCCAUGAAUCAGUUGAAGAGGUUUUACGUCGACGAGCUUUGGAGUCUUUACUGCGGAGCUCACAAAAACGCCGUGGUUCUCCUUAAAUGGAAUGAGUCAAUUUCCAUUGAUUUGUGGAUUAAAUUUUACAAUAUUUUACUCUUUUAUUAUUUGAGACAACACAUACUUAUGCCGGUUUAAAUAAAUAGGAAAUAAAUGUAAACAAAAUCUGGGUUGUUUUCCUAAAAAAAAGUUCUUCAAUGUGAUCAGCUAUCUUCAUAAUAAACCAGUGUAUUGUCAGUUAUUGAAUUUCCUUUAACUCCCUUUUGUAUAGAUACUCCAAAAAUUCAUAAAUUAUGUUUGUUGAUAUGAAUGUUAAAUUGUAAUUUUUUUUUUUUUAAAGAAUUGCAUGUCUUAAUUAUACUGAGUUUUAUAAUAUGCAAUCAUUAUGUAACUAAAUAAAGUGAAAAUUUACUCUCAUGAUCAUCAGCAUUGAAUAUCAGUAUUGUAAGCAUGGUAACAAACAAAGUUAUUUGCCAUUUACUCUCUUCUUAAUCCAAUUGAAAUUUAUCAUAAAAGCGUAUUUAACUGAAGUUCUACUUAAACAGUGAGAAUUUUUUGCAUUAAGAAAACAUACUUUUCAAUUAUAUCAAAUAAAACAAUCAAUUUCAAAAUAACUUUAUUUGAGAAGUUAGAUAAAUUCUUUAAAAUUUAUGAAAAACCGUUGCACUAAUGCUUCAUAUGUGAAACUAUCUCACCCACUUCUGUUGUAGCAGUUGGAUAGUAUCACUAACCCUCAAAACUGGAUGAACAAAUCUGUAGUUGGUACAGAUCUCUGAACUUGAAAUGUUGGUGUUCAAGAUAUAUAUAAUGCUUGGUAAGCGUGGCUUCUAAGGUUUCACCUUUUAUCACCGUAUAAAGACUUAGUUGGUAUUCUAUACCUACUUUUUUAGAAUACGACAGUACACACCAGAAUAUCAGAGAACGUUGGGAUGUAACGAACUUUGACAUUCGUAAUAUAACUCAUUGAAUUCAGGUUUAAGUAGUGCACUUUAGGGCACAUCUUUUGUACGAUAGCUGGUUACACUAAUCAAUUGUCAAAACUGAAGGUUGAGCGAGGCUCAAACCCUCCUUAGCUACUUAGUGACCGUUCCUAACCUUUCUGGUUACAUUAUAAACAGUUUAGUAAAUAUGACCUAAUAAUACACAAAUAAGCCUCUCGCCAUGCCAGUCAAAAACCCGAUUACGACAUCCUCAGUAUUUGUUCUGAAAUUUAAGGUUCAUUGUGAGAAGUAUUUAUUGAGUUGUAUUUUUCCUCAUUUAGUAAACCAGUAUUGGGAUAAUUUGACUCUCAGCUGAUCCAAAUAAAAUACAAUUGAGGUGGUUCUAGGUUCUUAAAAGCUAAUGGCCAGCUUGAAACAUCUGUUGAAACUAACGUAGGUCACCAGCUCGUGUUGUCAUUAGGAACGGCCUUAUUAGCGAAGUGAUUAAGUCGUAUUGUUAGACCGGUAACAAGUGUGUAUCGUUCCAGCUUUCUAUAACCCACAUCGUUAUAGCAUUUGAAGAAAUUAUUAAAGUACAAGAUAAGAGGAUUUAAUUUCAAUCGCAAUGUAGGUCGAAACAUCAGUAGUAAUGUCCUGAAACGAUCAGUGAGAUCGAAAAUAUAGACCAAGUGAGCAACUUCUCCCUAACAAAUUCUUUGUCAUAUCACUCAAUAUUUUUAACCACCUAGUUAAUCGGGUUAGACCUCAAAUAGGAAGUCUGCUCUAUUCAACUUGGAUUAUCUCAGUUUGAUAACUACAACUAUUUAACACUAUUCUAUAAUCCUUUAGGAAAUGCUUAUAAAUAUUAAUCCUAGAACACAUAUCAGUCAUAUUGCUACGAAAUCGCUACUCAUUAUCUAGUUCAUUGAUAUCACAGGUAUGAAUUCAAGUUUCUGUGUAAUAUUGAACAAUAGAUUAAUUAAUUAAAAUAUAAUAAUAAUAACACUAUUUUUAGAAUUAUAUAAACAAUAUAGCCUUUUAAUAUUAUUGAUUAAUUCCUGAUGUAAGCCAUUGUUCAAGUGUCUUUUGUUUAGUUAAUGAGAGUACAUUAGAAGAAGUAAGUCAAUAUCAUUCUUGUUCUUUCAUUCAUUCAUUCAUUCAUACAAAGACCAUAAUAUAAGAACAUGAAUCGAUA
Schistosoma rodhaini is the source of this 6024-nucleotide messenger RNA. NCBI's taxonomy places the organism in Eukaryota, Metazoa, Platyhelminthes, Trematoda, Strigeidida, Schistosomatidae. The record is from the annotation of a GenBank genome assembly.